Pundamilia nyererei is the source of this 2459-nucleotide messenger RNA. RefSeq names its product cyclin dependent kinase like 1 (CDC2 related kinase) (gene cdkl1). Gene Ontology annotation, molecular function: ATP binding; protein serine/threonine kinase activity. The transcript is spliced from 10 exons. Gene Ontology annotation, cellular component: nucleus. The record is from RefSeq and is a predicted model, not a curated record. Bases 708 to 1766 code for a protein of 352 amino acids. NCBI's taxonomy places the organism in Eukaryota, Metazoa, Chordata, Actinopteri, Cichliformes, Cichlidae. Gene Ontology annotation, biological process: protein phosphorylation.
UGUGUGAGAAAACAACCCUAAAAUGUUUCCCAUGUGUCAGUGGUUGAGCUCUCCUGUUAGACUGAAAUGAGUCAGGCAUGACGAUAAUGACGUUUGUAGGUAAACAGCCUGACAAAGGUAACUCUCUCAGGUGUGAUAAUCCACAGGAGUCCUGCUUUCCCUUUUCCUCUGGAGGUGGGGGGUGGAGUCAGCGGUUCCUAUGGGCACCAGGGUGGAAAAAAGCAGAAGUGUUAAGUUGUUGUUCAGGGAGACUUAUUCAGUGGGCAGCACCGGAAGUCAUGUGAUCUUACUUCCAAAAUUAAACACGCAGCUGAUUCAUCAAAAUAGGAGUUAAAGAUUUGAGUUUGUUUUAAGAUAAAAUGCUUUUCAUACUUAAUUUUUAACAGGUGUGCAAGUGAAGCACAGUCAAGGGAUAUUAAUGAUGAUAAUGUUAAAGAAGUGACAGCAUUAAAAAUGAAGAAAAAAAAUGCAGUUACAGUUGGGUCGCUUUAUUUUGAAAAGCGCGACCGGAUGUAGGUUUCAUUUAACCACCUUUACGGAUUAAAAACAGGAGCUCGCUGGAGCUGCAGGAGUAGUUGUUCUGUGAUCGUCUACCUCGCAGGCUGAUGUUGUUUGGAGGAAGAAGAGGGUCCUCCUGAAUUUGGAUUUCCUCCUAAAGAAACAUCUGCGAGCAUUUUACGGACAAGGAGCACUGCUUCCUCCUCAGUAUGGAGAAGUACGAGAAGAUUGGGAAGAUUGGAGAGGGCUCGUACGGAGUCGUCUUCAAGUGCAGAAACAAAGACACGGGCCAGAUCGUCGCCAUCAAGAAGUUUGUCGAGUCAGAGGAUAAUCCCAUCAUUAAAAAAAUUGCACUGAGGGAGAUCAGGAUGCUCAAGCAACUGAAACACUCCAACCUGGUGAAUCUGAUCGAAGUGUUUCGACGCAAACGGAAGCUUCACCUGGUCUUCGAGUACUGCGAUCACACCGUCCUCAACGAGCUGGACCGCCAUCCCAGAGGCGUCCCAGAGCAUCUUGUUAAAAGUAUAACCUGGCAGACGCUUCAGGCCGUCAACUUCUGCCACAAACAGAAUUGCAUCCACAGAGACGUCAAGCCGGAGAAUAUUCUCAUCACCAAGCAUCAAGUCAUCAAACUCUGCGACUUUGGCUUUGCCAGGAUACUCACUGGUCCGUGUGACUACUACACCGACUACGUCGCGACCCGCUGGUAUCGCGCCCCCGAACUGCUGGUGGGAGACACUCAGUACGGCCCCCCGGUGGACGUGUGGGCAAUCGGUUGCCUGUUUGCUGAGCUCCUCUCGGGGACGCCUCUGUGGCCCGGGAAGUCGGACAUGGACCAGCUGUACCUGAUCAUAAAGACCCUCGGAGAUCUGAUUCCUCGACACCAGCAGGUCUUCAGCAACAACCAGUUCUUCUGUGGAGUAUCCAUUCCAGAGCCACAACAGAUGGAAUCUUUGGAGCAAAAGUAUCCAAACCUCUCACAUCAAACUCUGAGCCUGAUGAAGGGCUGUCUGCGGAUGGACCCGUCUGAGCGGCUGACCUGUGAGCAGCUCCUCCAGCAUCCGUACUUCGACAGCCUGAGAGAAAGAAACGAGAGCACAUCUCGACAGCAGGACCGCUCCGGCAACAAAAGGACACGUUUACCUCGCAGACACGUUCCCCCCGGGUAUUUGCCACAGUUGACCAGCAGCGGCUUCUUUCCAGCUCUGGACAAUAAGAGGUACUACAACAACCUGCGCAAAUUCAACUAUCACCUACCGAACAUCUAAUCCCGCUGGUCCUGAUCCGAGUCCAACCACCACCAAGAGCUCAGUAACGUGACGCAUACUCCAGUAGCACUUUUUAAACACAUUUAAUGAAGCUCCAACCACUUUUUAUGAGGUGUAUCACAUGAGGUGUCUCUAGUAUCUCUCUCGUUGAUGUCAGUCUAUGCACUACUCCCAGCAGGUCAUGUUGGUUUAUGUAUGUCGCCGUCGUUUCAGGCUGAUUUUGUAUAGAGACAAGAAGCAGUGAGCUGCUCCGCUCGUAGCUGCACAGUAGACUGAAGGAAAAACUCCAAUGUACUGCCUUGCCUGGUUUGCCAAAUGUAUUUUUAUAUAAUGACGGGCUUUAUAAGAGCAACUUGUUUGUUAUUUUAGUAAGUUAUAAUGCAGGACAUGAAGUUAAACUGCUCGUGAGCGUUUCAGAAAAUCUUAUUUAUUGACAUUAGGAGUAAAUACAGACAUUAAACAUCCUUUAUCCCACUUUCACAAACAUUUAUUAGCAGCAGUCGCACUGUACUCAACGUCUCUGGAAUAUUGGUGCUAAGGAUGUUUUCAGCCAUCUGUUUGUCCUCAGAUAUUUAAUGAUGAAUGCCAAAAUAAUCUAAAAAGAAGAUGUAAAUUACUCUUAAAAUAAACCUUUUCAAUUGCUUUCUCUAUGUACACACAUAUGGAGUUACUUUGAAUAAAUAUCACAGUGAA